Molecule: messenger RNA, 1053 nt
Organism: Carassius carassius (crucian carp)
Lineage: Eukaryota; Metazoa; Chordata; Actinopteri; Cypriniformes; Cyprinidae
Product: probable G-protein coupled receptor 34
Exons: 2
Coding region: 1-1053 (350 amino acids)
Biological process (GO): G protein-coupled receptor signaling pathway
Cellular component (GO): membrane
Molecular function (GO): G protein-coupled purinergic nucleotide receptor activity
Source: RefSeq, a predicted model, not a curated record
AUGCAUUACAGGAAAUGGAAGGAGGAGCACUGGUCAGCAAGUGUACACCAAUUUUUCACUGUCACAGUGAUGCAGGAAAAUAAUUUAACCACCAAUGUGACCUGUCAGAUUCAUGAUGGCAUAUUAUCACCCUUCUUGUCAAUGGGUUACAUUGUAAUCUUUUGCAUUGGUUUCCUAUGCAACACUGUCACACUCUAUAUAUUUUUCCUUCGGCGACACACAGACUCUUCCAUGGCCGUGUACAUGCAGCACCUUGCACUAGCAGACACUCUGCUGGUCAUGUGUUUGCCCUUCCGAGUUUACUACCACAACAAAGAAGGUCCCUUCUACUUGUGCAAGUUGGUGGGCAUCUUCUUCUACAUCAACAUGUAUUCCAGCAUCCUGUUCCUCAGCCUAAUCAGUCUGGAUCGCUACUUGAAAAUUAUCAAGCCCGUUUGGGUCUUUCGAAUACAAAAGACAAAGUGGAGCCACAUGGCAAGCUAUAUCAUCUGGGUGAUCCUCAUCUCAGGAGGAGUGAUUCCCUUUUUUACAAGCAACAGUCAGAAACAUCCGUGCAACAAGGUUUGCUUCCAUUUCCACAGCAAGGGGCCUGUCUGUGGGACCAUUAACCUGACUACAGUGGGGCUCUUCCUUGUUUUCUAUGUAGCCUUUCUUUGUUUUUAUGUUAAAAUCACUAAGAAACUCAAGACUAUGUCCAUGGGUAAUGGUGACCCUAAGGCACAAAGUCGCAAAAAAAGGGUAAUCAUGAAGACUUUCUUAGUACCAGCCAUUUUUACUUUGUGUUUCUUGCCCUACCAUGCGAUACGAAUACCAUACGUUCUGGCUCAGAUGAAUGUGAUUGGAGAUCUUCAAAGCCAACAAUUGUUGCACAUCUUAAAUGAGAGUUCCUUGCUAUUGUCUGCUCUGAAUAGCUGCCUUGACCCAAUUAUCUAUUACUUCUUAUCCAGCGAAUACAGGAAAACAAUACUGUGUGCCAUUCAGGGCAAGUUUAAAAACAUGCAUGCUUUAAACAGAAUGAGAAUCAGCAUAAACCGCACCUUCACUGAAAUUUAG